GACUACUUAAACCGCCUGUGCACCUCCCACAACGCAAUUCUUUUCGCGGCACCCAAAACAUCCCGCUGGCUAGCUAGGCCAGGACUUAAAGGACACAGAUAUGUGGCAACUAUUCGGCGCCAUUCCGCGGGACGCUGACAUCAGUAUUGAUAGCCGAGACGACAUCAAUAGGUUCUACACGAGUCCCAAUCUGGACGCGGUCGAGACUCAGCUGCAUGCCGCUGUGCGCAGAGGGCAAGUAAGCAGAGUGGUGCUUUAUAUUGCCAUGGGUGCCGAUGUCGAAGCCGAAGGCCGCUUUGUGCACCUUGAGCAUGGAACACGCAAAGUGUUCCUCAACUUAACACCCAUCCACCUAGCAGCCUUGACUAAGGAUACCAGUGCGCUCCAGCUCCUGCUCGACUCCGGAGCAAAUGUCACGGCUACCUGGCGUUCGGCUGCGGGUGAACGGACCACCCACAUAUCGUGGCCCGAGACCGGCACAGCGCUGGAUCUGGUGCUGUUGCGGUUACAGGAGGCUGGCCUGGGGGUCCAACAAGUCAAGGAGAGGCAUUUCAAGACGAUCGACAUGCUGCUAGACCACGGCCUAGACGUCAAUGCGCCGAAGCUGAUGGAGAUGGCGAUGGAAACAUUCUCGGCCCCGCUCGUAAAGCACUUGAUGGGCCGUGGCGGUAAAGUCCCGGGAGGGAACCUCGGCCAUUUCUGCCGCGCAGCCGUUAGGAAACGGUCGAUCACUGCCCUCGAGUUCGGGGUGGAGGAGCUGGGAUACCGUGAUCUUGAUCAUGGCCUUGGGGGCUUGAAGUGGGCAGCUGAUUACCGCAGCUACGACGAGCCCUUGGGCCGGAUGUGGAGCUAUCUUUUCUCACGGCUGCAGCACGACCUUGGACCUGGAAAGAGCAUCAACGGCGUGCCCGGAAGGUACGCCGUAUUCCUCAGAGCUGCGCGUUAUGGGAAUGCGAGCGCCAUCCAAGAUCUCCUCAACCACGGCUUCGACGUCAACCGAGUUCUCAAGCCCAUGGACUGGACCCUACUAGUCGCGGUCUGCAAAAUGCACCCAACAUACAAGGUCGUUAGGCUACUCCUUGACGCGGGGGCGUCUGCCGUGGACACGGCGGACUCGGUCGGAACUUCGCCUCUAUCCGCCCUUAGCACAACACCCCGGUUUACGAUGAGCGGGCGCACAAUCGACAGUAGAUGGCACGCUGCCUCGGUCGUCAAGUUACUUCUCGAAGCAGGUGCCGAUCCCAACCACCGCACAGUCAAUCCGGACCACUCGAAGGAUUACACGCCGCUGUCCCGAGCUGUUUUGCGCAAACAAUAUCAUGGCGGUUUGCUUGAAGCACUUGUCGAUGGUGGCGCAGACAUUGAGCGCAAGAGUACCCCUUGUGAGCGCUGUAAAAUGUUUACUCCUUUGAUGAUAGCAGCUGCUACCGAUCGCGGCACAAUGCCUGUCGGAGCCCUACUGAAGGCGGGCGCCAACAUAGAAGCCCGCAGCGGGGCGGACUGCAAUGGAACCACGGCACUGAUUGCGGCUUGUGGUCGAUGCGGCCCAUGGUCGGCUCCGGUGGUCCGGCUGCUUCUAGACGCGGGAGCCGACGUCAACCACUGUGGCGGCCCCGCCUGCUAUGGGAUUACAGCCCUGCACGCAGCCUGCGGUGGCUUUGAGCUGAUGGGCCCUAGCCACGACAUUGUUGAGCUUUUGUUGAAGGCAGGCGCCCAUGUCGACCACGGCGCCGCAUGGCCAGCCGGCCCUGGAGUGACUCCACUGCUGAUGGCCUGCACUGGCCCCCAUAUUCCCGGUAGGACGUCGCGCACACUCAGGCUUCUUCUGAACGCGGGUGCCGACGUAAACUGCCGCUGGGAGGCGUCGCCCGUCGAGCGGAUCGUGGCGGGGAGCACAGCUCUGCACUGCAUCCCGCCCGACCUACCCGAGGCUCUGGAGUGUGUGAAGAUCCUUUUAGCCGCCGGAGCCGACCCUGCGGCGCGCAACGCCCGCGGCGAAACCCCGCUGCACACCCACCUCGGCUGGCUGGCUGGGGUACGAAGGCCGGCGAACUUUGACUUCCUAGUGUCCUCGGAGUGCGUCCUGGUCCUGGCCCAAGCCACCACCGACCGGGGUGCCCUUCGCGCGGCCGACGGGCCUGACCGGUCUGUGCUGCAGCUCCUGGAGACGGAACUCGAGAGGCUGCAGAUCCUACAUAUCGGUUUUGCGCCCCAAAAGUGGUACUACCGAGACGACGGCAGCCUUGCGCACCAUCACCUGGCCGAGGCUGCACGGAUCCUGAGUCGAGACUGAAAACCCCCCUCAUCUACCGCAAAACGGCGUGCGAGGCGGAAGGCUGGCCUUGUCGACCCUUGUGCCUAGGAAAAAAAAACACGGCCAGGUGGAGGACUUUCGAAAGGCACCCCGGUCUCGAAGCGACAGAAACCUGAGUGUUGAGACGAGGUGCCAACAAUAACAACAGCAGCAGCAGCGGCGGCGGCGGCCAUGGUUCGCCUACUCGCACUCGGCGAGGAGGAACAGCUCAGACUGUUGGGUCACGCUGAGUAGAUACAGUAAUUGUAAUAACAAGUUCCGUUCCGUG
This is a messenger RNA of Gaeumannomyces tritici R3-111a-1, 2582 nucleotides long. RefSeq lists its product as hypothetical. Gene Ontology annotation, molecular function: protein binding. NCBI's taxonomy places the organism in Eukaryota, Fungi, Ascomycota, Sordariomycetes, Magnaporthales, Magnaporthaceae. The transcript has 2 exons. The record is from RefSeq and is a predicted model, not a curated record. The coding region runs from base 101 to 2293 and encodes 730 amino acids.